Molecule: messenger RNA, 678 nt
Organism: Empidonax traillii (willow flycatcher)
Lineage: Eukaryota; Metazoa; Chordata; Aves; Passeriformes; Tyrannidae
Product: ras-related protein Rab-42-like
Exons: 2
Coding region: 1-678 (225 amino acids)
Cellular component (GO): Golgi membrane
Molecular function (GO): GTPase activity; GTP binding
Source: RefSeq, a predicted model, not a curated record
AUGGGGACGGUGACAGGUCCCUCCCAGGACCCCGACCCGGGGGGACACUUCCAGUUCCGCGUCAUCGUGCUGGGGGACGCGGCCGUGGGCAAGUCCUCUCUGCUGCGCUGCUUCGCCGAGGGGCCGGGGGGCAGUGCCGGGGGCGCGGCCACCCCCGGCCCCACCGUAGGCGUCGAGUUCUACAGCCGGACCGUCCCGGUGCCCCCCGCGGGCAGGGCCAAGCUGCAGCUCUGGGACACGGCCGGCCAGGAGCGCUUCAGGUCCAUCACCAGGUCCUUCUACCGGAGCGCGGCGGGGGUGCUGCUGGUGUUCGACCUCACCAACCGCGCGUCCUUCGAGCGCGUCCCCGAGUGGCACCGCGAGGCCGCGGGGGGCGGGGACCCCCCUGCAUUCGUCCUGGUGGGGCACAAGUGCGACCUGGAGGCCGAGAGAGCCGUGUCAGCAGAGGAGGCCGGGCACCUCGCCGCCAGCCUGGGCAUGGCCUUCGUGGAGACCUCGGCACGCAGCAACCUCAACGUGGACUUGGCCUUCCAGAUGUUGGCGGGGGGCAUCCAGGAGGCCCUGGCACGGGGGGUCCUGGCUCCUCACCGGGGCUGUGAUGGCAUCAGGCUCAUCCCCAGCCGGAGCCGCCGCCGGCCCCCGGCACGGGGGGAGCCCCAGGAGCGCUGCCAGUGCUGA